Molecule: messenger RNA, 895 nt
Organism: Archocentrus centrarchus (flier cichlid)
Lineage: Eukaryota; Metazoa; Chordata; Actinopteri; Cichliformes; Cichlidae
Gene: rbm8a
Product: RNA binding motif protein 8A
Exons: 6
Coding region: 42-569 (175 amino acids)
Biological process (GO): RNA processing
Cellular component (GO): nucleus; cytoplasm
Molecular function (GO): mRNA binding
Source: RefSeq, a predicted model, not a curated record
ACGCACGUUACGUAGGUCAGACGCGUACACACAGAGACAUCAUGGCGGACGUGCUGGAUCUUCACGAAGCGGGAGGCGAGGACUUUCCUAUGGAUGAGGAUGGUGAUGAAAGCAUCCACAAGCUGAAAGAGAAAGCUAAGAAGAGGAAAGGAAGAGGCUUCGGCUCAGAGGAAGGAGCCCGGUCCAGAGCCAAGGAGGACUAUGAUACUGUGGAACAAGACGGUGAUGAGCCAGGCCCUCAGAGAUCUGUGGAGGGCUGGAUCCUGUUUGUGACGGGUGUACACGAGGAGGCCACAGAGGAGGACAUCCACGACAAGUUUUCAGAGUUUGGAGAAAUCAAGAACCUGCAUCUCAACCUCGAUCGCAGAACAGGAUAUCUCAAGGGUUAUGCACUGGUUGAGUAUGAGACGUACAAAGAGGCGCAGGCAGCCAUGGAAGGGCUCAACGGUCAGGACCUCAUGGGCCAGCCCAUCAGUGUAGACUGGUGUUUUGUCAGAGGGCCUCCCAAGAACAAGAGAAGGACUGGCGGACGGAGACGCAGCAGAAGUCCAGACAGGAGGCGGCGCUGAACGCAGGACGGCGUCACUGUGAUGAGCGCGUCAUCGGCUUUCCGAUGCCCCCCUAACAAACAACCUUAGGAAUUUUUGUACAAUAGUUUGAGUAAACGUGUGACGUCGACUUGUGUGACUGCAGAUAUUGAGAUGGAGAACACCAAAAGAAUAAGUUGUCUGAGCAGCAUUUACAGCUGUUUGGCUCUAACAGAGAAUCUGAGAUUUUACUUUCAGCUACAUGUUUGUGUUUCUGGUUUUUGUGAUUUCUCAUAGUGUUUUCUGUUUGCUUGUUGUAACUUUUGCUUUAUAUAACCUGGGUAAAAUUAAAAUUUUUAGAAGGUAAA